Messenger RNA from Vicia faba (fava bean), 474 nucleotides. The record is from the annotation of a GenBank genome assembly. NCBI's taxonomy places the organism in Eukaryota, Viridiplantae, Streptophyta, Magnoliopsida, Fabales, Fabaceae.
AUGUUUGUCCGUCAUUCAUCUUGUCCGUCCGCCAUUCAUCGUUUGCCAACACUGCAGACGAACAUCAGCAUAACAUUCAUCGUGUUCGUCCCUAUUUCUUUGAGGUUUACUAUAGAAAACUACGACCAUUAUGAUUCCAACGACGUUCGAUGUCGUGAUAGUGAUACAUCUGAUGCUAAAUCAGACUAUGCUCUGGAUGACAACAAUUCGGUAUCUAGUGCGUUCCAAAGUUCAGAUGAUGGUGAUGGCGAUGAUAAUAGUCACAACACAGAUUCUAUUGAAACAAAUGCAGUUGUAGGUGAUAGAAAAGUGAAUAUUAAUGUCCUUACUGCUGAUGAAAUUCGUGCUAUGGAAUUCAGUACAGUUGAUGAAGCUAAUGAAUUUUAUUUUAAGUAUGGUAAAUGUAAAGGGUUUUCCAUUAGGAAAAGUGAUGUUAGGACAAAAGGGACUAACAGUGGUGAUCUACCGUUUUAA